Molecule: messenger RNA, 1962 nt
Organism: Agelaius phoeniceus (red-winged blackbird)
Lineage: Eukaryota; Metazoa; Chordata; Aves; Passeriformes; Icteridae
Gene: FGD2
Product: FYVE, RhoGEF and PH domain containing 2
Biological process (GO): cytoskeleton organization; filopodium assembly
Cellular component (GO): cytoplasm
Molecular function (GO): guanyl-nucleotide exchange factor activity; metal ion binding
Source: RefSeq, a predicted model, not a curated record
AUGGAGGGAAAGGCAGAUUAUCAGCAGAGUGUGGUGAAGCUGGUGGCUGCGUUUGAAGACCACUGCAGGAACAGCACAUCUGCCCAGAGGGACAAACAGGCAGGCAGCCAGCUUCCAGCAUUCCAUGCCAGCCAGAGCCACUCCCUGACCAGAAAGGAGGAUGAGGAGGAGAAGGAUCAGCAAGGUCAACGUGGACUCAGCUUCAAAUGCCUCCGUUCUCUGCGAUCCAAAAUCCGUGAGGACAACUGGAGGAGGCCACAGGGCCCAGGCCUGGAGCCUGGCAGCCAGGAACCAGAGGAAAAAAAAAUCGCCCUGGAGCUGCUGGAGACAGAGCAGGCUUAUGUCAACCGCCUCCAUCUCCUUGAUCAGGUAUUCUAUACAGAGCUGAUGAAAGAAGCCAAAACUGGGAAGACGGUCCCAGAGGAGGUGGUGAAAAUGAUCUUUUCCAACAUCUCCUCCAUCUACCAGUUCCAUGCUGAGUUCUUCCUGCCAGAGCUGCAGAAGCGCAUGGGGGAUUGGCACCACAACCCCCGCAUUGGGGAUGUCAUCCAGAAGCUUGCACCCUUCCUCAAGAUGUACGGGGAGUAUGUGAAGAACUUUGACAAGGCCGUGGAGCUCAUCACUGCCUGGUCAGAGAAAUCACCCCCCUUCCAGGAGCUCAUUGCUGACAUCCAGAAGAGGAAGGUCUGUGCUAACCUGACGCUCCAGCACCACAUGCUGGAGCCUGUGCAGAGGAUCCCGCGCUACGAGCUCCUCCUCAAGGAUUACGUCCGGAAACUCCCGCCCCAGUCCCCCGACAGAGGCGAUGCCGAGAAGGCCCUGGAGAUGAUUUUUAUGGUGGCCAAGCACUCCAAUGCAGCUAUUGCCGAGAUGGAACGGCUGCAGAACCUCUGGGUGGUCUAUCAGAGGCUGGGCCUCGAGGAUGACAUCGUGGAUCCCUCCAAUGAGCUGAUCAAAGAGGGGCCAAUCCAAAAAAUCUCCACCCGCAACAACAGCACAUCGGAGAAGUACCUGUUCCUGUUCAACAACAUGCUGCUCUACUGCGUGCCCAAGGUCAUCCAGGUGGGCGCCGAGUUCCAGGUCCACCUCCGCAUGGAUGUGGGGGGCAUGAAGGUGCGGGAGCUGAAGGACGCUGAGUUCCCUCACACCUUCCUGGUCUCGGGAAAGCAGCGGACACUGGAGCUCCAAGCCAGAUCUGAGGAGGAGAUGAACGACUGGAUCCAGGCCUUCCAAGAUGCCAUUGACAGGAAGGAGAAGAGGAGUGAGACCUUUAAGACAGCAGUCCAUGGACUGGAGACAGACACCCCUGCACUGAAGGCAGAGGAGCUGGGCCGCCGAGCCCCGCAGUGGGUGAGGGACAAUCUGGUGACCAUGUGCAUGCGCUGCAGGGAGCCCUUCAACGCCAUCACCCGCCGGAGGCACCACUGCCGAGCCUGUGGAUAUGUGGUGUGUGCUCGCUGCUCUGACUACAAGGCCGAGCUGCAGUACGAUGGGAACCGCCCCAACCGCGUCUGCCAGGAGUGCUUCAUCUUCCUGACCGGCCACACGGUGCUGGAGGACCGCGAGGGGAAGCACAAAGGCAUCCUGGAGAAAGGAGCUGCAGAGGUAUCAAGCAGGAGUUUGCUCUGCAGUUCCCUGCAGCUGCUGGACAAGAACGGCAAGGGGGGCACACGGGGCUGGUUCGUGAUCCCACAGGACGAUCCCCUUGUGCUCUACAUCUAUGCAGCCCCCCAGGACGUCCGAGCCCACACCUCCAUCCCCCUGCUGGGCUAUCAGGUGCGGGACAUGCCCCAGAGCGAGUCCCGGCACCUGUUCCAGCUGGUGCAGUCCCGGCAGGUGUUCACCUUCGUGGCCGACACUGAGGAGCUGAAACAGCGCUGGAUGAAGGCCAUGGCGCGCUCUGCUGCGGGGAUCACGGAGGAGGAGGAGGAGGAGGAUGCAGAUGAAGCACAAUGAGGCCAU